AGACCCUCUAUCUCUGCUUCACGCGCGCCGUGCCUCCCCGAACCACGUCGUGGCGGCAUCCGGCAAUGAGACCACCGACUGGCCGCAUCGUCGUCGUCUAGAUGGCGGGCCGUGCCUUCCGAUCGCCCUCCGCUCGUCGCCGCGCGAUAACCGUCGCUCGCAGCGGGAUACUCAACGAUGCACGUCGCCACGCAUCCUUUCGCGAACACCUCGCACUGUCGCUAACAGCAACUCUCGCGUCGUCGCACGGCUCGUUAUCCACCAGCCAUCCACCCACCGAUUUAUCGCCUACCAAUCCUCCUCGCGUCAACGAUUCGUCGCAUACGCCUUCCCUCCGUCAUUCCAACCCGUCCCAAAUCCCCCCGCCUCCAGCCCUCUCUCGCCAUAACCGUCCGUGCGACUCCAAUUCUCCCGCGUCGAGUCGAUUAAUCGCCAGCCUAUCCGCACAGCUCCCCUCGUCGCCUAGCAGCCAUCAUCGUCAUCACCAUCAUGACCAUCAUCGCCAUCAUCCUCGCCUCCACAGCAGCCACGCGAUCAUUCCCUCGCCUGUUCUUCGAUCCGUGAACCCCGCUCCGCCCGCUCUAGUCCCCCGGCUUCUUCACUCUUCGCGAGCCGUCGCGCCCGUUGGAUCGGAGCCGCCGGUUGGCGCGGAGAGAUCGGGACCGUCGGGAGAGGGAGCUGGCUGGGAGGAGAGUGGGAGGGGUGCGCGUGUGAGCGAUGGAGCGACGUUGGCGGGAGCAGAGGGGGAGGGGGAGGGGGAGGGGGAGGACAGAAGAGGGGGUUGCGAUGACAGUGUGAGGGAUGUAAGAGACGACGGGAGGGAGGAGGAGCGGCGAGAGGUUCGGGAAGAGGUUCGAGAAGAGGUUCGAGAAGUUGUGGCAAGGGGAGUGGGUUUAGGGGAAGAGGAGAAGGCGGAUCUGCGGAAGAGGCAGCGACAGAGCCGAAUGCGCGAGGAGAGAGGAGGUGAUGGGAUGGCGGAGGGAGGGAGAUCAACAGAAGAAGGUCUUGCCAAUGCUGGACAGGGUAACACUACCGGGGAGGGCAAUAGCGAGGAUGAUGACGACAUGGCGGGGUACGGCGUGGCGUCGGAGGCGGAUCUCCGCAGCGCGAAGCAGAUCGCCGACGCCAUCCUCAGCGGCCGGCUCUUCGCGGGGAUGAGCCAGGGGCAACGGCACUGGGGGGGGGAGGGCGAGGGGGGGAGCGGGGGAGGGGACGGGGGAGCGGCGGAGGGGGAGGGGGCGGUGCCCGUGGAGAAGCAGCGGUUUGCGCGCGUGGCGCUGGUGGGCGCGCCGAACGCGGGGAAGUCUGCCCUGACCAACCGACUGGUGGGAGUGAAGGUGUCAGCAGUGUCGCGCAAGACCAACACGACGCAGAGGGAGGUGCUGGGCAUUCGCACCACGGGCCCCACGCAGCUGGUGUUUCACGACACCCCUGGUCUGACAGUCGCGGUGCCAUCUCAGCCGCUGUCGUCGUCCCAGAGCCGUGGUUCGCACCUCGCCUCGUCCACCACCCUGCACUGCCACGUGGUGGCGCUCGUGAUCGACGCCGACAGACAGAUCAGGAGGCCCGACCCACGGGUGCGGCGGCUGGUGGGUGUGGUGGGGGGCGAGCGGCGGGAGGGUCAGCAGCGCAUAGCCGUGCUGAACAAGGUGGACCUCGUCAAGGACAAGCGCCUGCUGCUGCCGCUGGCACAGGAACUCAGCACGUUCCACUCCCUGGAGAGGGUGUUCAUGGUGUCGGCGUUGCACGACAAGGGCAUCAACCUGCUCGAGGAGUACCUCUUUGACCAUGCGGUGCAUGCGCCCUGGGAGGAGGACCCUCGUCUGCGCACGGACCAGUCGCCGGAGCAGCUGGCCAUGCAGAUAGUCAGAGAGCUGCUGCUGCACCGCAUGCACCAGGAGGUGCCGUAUGCCAUAGACCACCGGCACGUGUCGUGCACAGUGCUGAGGGACGGGUCGCUGCGCAUAGAGCAGCUGCUGCUCGUGCAGUCAAAUGCACAGAGGGCCAUGCUUGUCGGCAAGGCAGGGCAGGUCGUAAGAUCCAUUGGUAGAGAGGCUCGUUAUCAGCUCCAGAAUAUCCUUGGCGGUCCAGUGCAUCUCAUAUUGCAAGUGAGAGUGGACCGCAAAUGAUCAAAUCAGUUGCAGGUGCACAUCAUUUGUGUACGGGCCAGAAUCUGGACUGCAAUACCUCAAGUCUGCCCUCUUUAGCAGGCAAAUCCCCAAGUUUCAAAAUAGGUUGCGGAAGUGUGGUUUGUUUCCAAAUUCAGAUAGUUUGAGUGCAGAUUGUACCGGUAAGUCUGAUUUACUUUCUGGAAGGUGGUAACAUAUGGGAAAUACUGGGUGUGACAAUGAGUGGUUCCGCGUUAUAGAC
Closterium sp. NIES-67 is the source of this 2370-nucleotide messenger RNA. The record is from the annotation of a GenBank genome assembly. Lineage: Eukaryota; Viridiplantae; Streptophyta; Zygnematophyceae; Desmidiales; Closteriaceae.